UCAUUUCUAUUUCUACAACAGCUUAGUGCUUACCCUUGCUCACUUUGAUCAAGCAGUGGCUAAGUCAAGACGGGAUAUUUGAACCAUUCCAGCUGGAGAGGACACCAUGGAUCAGACCUCCAUUCAGCAGUUUGCUGCUAGGCAGGUUUCUGUGCUGACAUGCAAAGCCACUGGGACAAACGCUACGCGAGUAUUGCCAGGCAAGGGACGUAGACACGGCGCCCAGGGCAGACCGGCUCUGCAGGACAUCACCAAUUUCGAGACCAUCACCAAGACCAAGCUUCUCGAGCCAGUCAAGCCUUCUGGCUCCCGUGUUGUGCCAGAGUCAGUGAAGGCAUGCUUUGAAGACAUCGCUCCUGACAAGCCUGGCGACAAUGAUAAGACUGUGAGCAAGGCCAACCCCAGUACCUCUUGUGAGGUGAUGCCUUCCUCUCUCCACGAUCUUCUGCCACCUGACGGUGAUCUUGGAGAAAGCUCUGCGAUACUCACUAAACCGGAGGCUGCUGUACCGAGUGAAGCUCCUAGAGCCUGCUGUUCAGUGUCCCCUGUUGAAGAAAAUGCAGCAGAUACAUCUAGCAAUUGUAUGAGCUUCACGACUGAAGCCAUUGUGGACGGUAGUACAUGCGAUGUAGAGAUAGACAUGCCAUCCGACGUCGAGUCUCCUGAUCAGCAAAUGAAGUCCGACGAUACCUUUCAGGAUUCAUCCUGGGAGGCAGACACUGACCAAGACUGGAUGGACAUGUUCUCCGAUAUCGACAUGAGUGACUGCUCCAGUGUCCUGCUUGCUGAUGAUGAAGUCAAGGACGACGCUGCACAAGGGUGCACAAGACAUGAUGCAAGAGACAAAGGCAAGGGACCUGAGGCUGCCACGUCCGAUUUGAACCCGCUCUGUGCUGGUGGAGAAAAACGAAAGGACGUACGCAAUGAUCAGGCGGGGAAAGGUGCACCUCCUAACGACGACAGAGAUAGUGUCACUAGGGGUGCAGAGAUAGACAUGCCAUCCGACGUCGAGUCUCCUGAUCAGCAAAUGAAGUCCGACGAUACCUUUCAGGAUUCAUCCUGGGAGGCAGACACUGACCAAGACUGGAUGGACAUGUUCUCCGAUAUCGACAUGAGUGACUGCUCCAGUGUCCUGCUUGCUGAUGAUGAAGUCAAGGACGACGCUGCACAAGGGUGCACAAGACAUGAUGCAAGAGACAAAGGCAAGGGACCUGAGGCUGCCACGUCCGAUUUGAACCCACUCUGUGCUGGUGGAGAAAAACGAAAGGACGAACGCAAUGAUCAGGCGGGGAAAGGUGCACCUCCUAACGACGACAGAGAUAGUGUCACUAGGGCUCACAGUGUCAAGUAUGUACCAGAAAAUCCGCAGAUGUGUUUGGAGUACUAUGACCAGAUCCUGACCAACAUGCGAACGGCAGAGAGCAAGCCCGAGUACGUUCUGAGCAGAAAGUUUCUGAAGCGCACCGAUGUCAGUAUGAUGAUGAGAGCAUUCCUCAUCAACUGGCUGGUGAAGGUUCAUUAUCGCUACGGCCUACUACAGGAGACACUGUUCAAAACAGUACAGUUGCUCGAUGCCGUCCUCGACAAAAUGCCCGUGACCGGUCGAAACCUGCAGCUGGCUGGAGUCACAUCCAUGCUUGUAGCUUCGAAGUACGAGGAGGUGCAGACUCCCGAGGUAGCUGACUUUGCUUACAUCACUGACUACGGCUGCAGUAGCGACGACAUCAUCAAGUUUGAACGCAGCCAACUGGCGGCUCUUGACAUGAGCAUAAUGCGGCCAUUCAGCUUGCAGUUCCUGAGAAUGUUCUCGUACGGAACAGACUCGAGCUCAGCCGAGCAUUGUGUGGCAAAGUACUUUACUGAGCUGGCGAUACUCUGCCCGACUGCGGCACGAUGGAGGCCGUCGUACGUUGCUGCCAGUAGCCUGUUUCUCGCCAAGUGGCUGCUUCAGGGAGCAAGCGAAGGAGAAGGUCAGUCGCGGCUGUGUGACUACACGCUGUACAGUACACUGGAGCUGAUGGAGGGCAGCACCGACUUGGCAUGGCUCUUGCACAACGUCCAGUGCUCGGCGGGAAAGCUCGACGCCAUUCCAGAGAAGUACUCGAAAUCUCCGUUCAAUGCAGUGUCAGCCUGGGAGACUGUCCAUGGCCCGCUUUUCCAGAGCAUCGUGCGGAUGUCAGGCCAGUCAACCCGGUGGAAGUUCCCCUAGGCUAAGCUCGGGGCUUCAGAUAUUGGCAUUAGGAUUCAAACUACCGACCAAUGACAAAUGAAUGUAAUGCAUCUGAUGACAACUUCACCAAUUCAAUGUUACUUAUCUUAUCAUAUUCACACGGUACUGCUUAGACUUGCACUGCACUUUGAUAUACAGACAUUUACAGAGAUACUGCAUAAAUCACUGCUGAUCUCAUGCAUACAUUGAUUUGAGUUUUUCACAAUGUGUGCUUUGAGCUGAAGACAAAAAAUGGUCCCGAGAAUUUGUUGGAUGCCACAAGCAAGGGAGUAUGGGUAUGGUUGCAUUAGAAUCAGCUUGAUUGCUCUGUCAGCUAGUGUGACUUUACCGUUUCUUCUGUUUUUUAGCAUGUUUGGCAGAAGUGAGGAAUUUGUCCUGCUCACAGCACUUGUUCAGAAAACAAGCAACUCAGAGUUACUAGUAGUACCAUGUUUGACUAAAAUCAACCGUGCGUUCUUAGAGCAUAAACUAGUAAACGGUGGAUUUGAGCACACGCAGCUUGAUAUGAAAGAGGUGCUGUCUUCAAUUGUGUGAAAUUUAGUGGCGAUGCACUUUGAUCGUGUGCGAUCGUUUCAACUCUGGUAUUGUUUUGCUACCCGCGCCCUUGUCUUUCAAAAUGCAGUGCACAUGAAGGUUA
Molecule: messenger RNA, 2867 nt
Organism: Sycon ciliatum
Lineage: Eukaryota; Metazoa; Porifera; Calcarea; Leucosolenida; Sycettidae
Exons: 1
Coding region: 107-2209 (700 amino acids)
Biological process (GO): regulation of cyclin-dependent protein serine/threonine kinase activity; mitotic cell cycle phase transition
Cellular component (GO): cyclin-dependent protein kinase holoenzyme complex; cytoplasm; nucleus
Molecular function (GO): cyclin-dependent protein serine/threonine kinase regulator activity
Source: RefSeq, a predicted model, not a curated record